Mobula hypostoma (lesser devil ray) is the source of this 2947-nucleotide messenger RNA. RefSeq names its product eukaryotic translation initiation factor 2, subunit 2 beta (gene eif2s2). Gene Ontology annotation, cellular component: eukaryotic translation initiation factor 2 complex. NCBI's taxonomy places the organism in Eukaryota, Metazoa, Chordata, Chondrichthyes, Myliobatiformes, Myliobatidae. Gene Ontology annotation, molecular function: translation initiation factor activity; translation initiation factor binding; mRNA binding. Bases 111 to 1109 code for a protein of 332 amino acids. Gene Ontology annotation, biological process: translational initiation; formation of translation preinitiation complex; formation of cytoplasmic translation initiation complex. The transcript is spliced from 9 exons. The record is from RefSeq and is a predicted model, not a curated record.
GAGGGUGGGGCGAAGAGGUUGGCUGUUGGGCUGCGGGUGUUGCACUCCUUCUCUAGUGGUGACAGGAAUCGGGCAGCGAACGGGAGGCUUUUUAAACCAGAGGCGCCGUCAUGUCUGGAGAUGAGAUGAUUUUCGAUCCCACUAUGACCAAGAAGAAGAAGAAAAAGAAGAAGCCUUUCAUGUUGGAAGAAGAUGGCAUGGAACAGCAAACGGAGGAGGCGCCGGCAAUGGAAUCCAGGGAGUCCAUGAUAUCUGAGAACUUGGAGGAGAAAGUUCCAGAGGCAGAUGAUGAGGACAGUAAGAAGAAAGAUACAACAGAUGAUUUAGAUGAUCUGGAUUUCUUCAAUCAAAAGAAGAAAAAGAAGAAGCCCAAGAAAGCUUUUGAUAUUGAUGAUGGUAUUAAGGACUUGAAGAUUGAAAAUGAGCUACCUGAGCAAGGGGAAGAUGAUGAUGACGCUUUUGACAUCAGCAUGAUGAAAAAGAAGAAACCAAAACCUGUAACCUUUGAGGAUGAGAAAGUAAAUGAAAGGACAGAUGGCUUAAUGGACGACGAUGAAAACAAAAGGGAUGAUGGUAUUACUUUCUCCUCUUCGAGUGGCCCAGCUUGGGCAGGAUCAGAACGAGACUACACUUAUGAUGAGUUGCUGACCCGUGUAUUUAAUAUAAUGCGAGAAAAAAAUCCUGAUAUGGUGGCUGGGGAGAAGAGAAAGUUUGUUAUGAAACCACCUCAGGUGGUCAGAGUGGGAACUAAGAAGACGUCAUUUGUGAAUUUCACUGAUAUCUGCAAACUGUUACAUCGUCAACCUAAACAUCUCCUGGCAUUUUUAUUGGCUGAGUUGGGUACAAGUGGAUCCAUUGAUGGCAAUAACCAGCUCGUAAUCAAAGGAAGGUUUCAGCAAAAACAAAUAGAAAAUGUGUUGAGGAGAUACAUCAAGGAGUAUGUUACCUGCCAUACCUGCCGGUCGCCGGAUACCAUCUUGCAGAAGGACACACGUCUGUAUUUCUUGCAGUGUGAAACCUGUCACUCACGUUGCUCUGUGGCCAGCAUCAAAACCGGCUUCCAGGCCGUCACCGGGAAACGAGCACAGCUCCGUGCCAAAGCACACUAGCCUAAACCCUAACCACGGGAGAAGAUGGGAACUGAGGAUCGUUGUCACAGGACUGUUUUACCAAACAAUGGGGUGGGUUUUAAGUGCAUCAGAACCUUAAGAAUUGCAGACAGCUCUGCAGAAGCGAGCGAGAGUGGCGAGCAGUAGGCUUCCCAAGUUCCAGAGCUCAUUGUGACAUAUCCUGUUUCACUGCUCUGCUUCUGACCUGUCCAGUCGCCGGUAUCAACAGCAAAGGCGGUUUCCCUUUAGCCCAUCAACGUUCACCAGGCUGCGGAAUUUCUUGGAAGCUUGGGAAUGAUCCACUGAAUGUUGAUUCUUAGAGUCCAUAGCUCCUUGUUGAACAUACCUCACCUUAGUGUUUGGCUGUCCCACUGCCUGACUUUCAAACAGAGCAGUGGGGUAGGACAGAAGGGUUGGGGUUGUGGGAGGCAGUGCGGUGCUGCCUAAAUUGUGCUAAGUGAGUUUUGGAAAUUUAUUAAAACAAAUUCCCUGCAAAACUGUUGACUUUUUCUUUAUGAUGACAUCUUUAUAAACCAUAACCUUUUCAAAUACCAGGGUGAGGUUUGUGUUCUGGAAGCUAAUCGUUGCUGAUUUUUGCAGCAGUUCUGAGGGAGUAGUUGGGAAAGGUAUGUGGCAGCCUCGGGACUGUAGACCAGUGGGUGAAAGUGCGCCAGUAAGAUGUAAUAAAAGUAGUGAUUAACACAGUCAUGCUGCUCUCUUCUGAUAACGUUUGCACUAACAGUUUGGUGUGUAGUUAGAGAGCACAUGAUAAACUGCCCUAUGCUCACACUCAGUAUGUGUUUCACUUGGGAGGAAAAGAAACUACAGGUGCUGGAAAUAUGAUAAAAAAAAUCUUAAACUGGAAUUAGUUGUGGAGCAUACAGAAACAGGCCUUUCAGCCUAUCUGGUUCGUGCUGAACUGUUAUUCUGCUUAGUCCAAUCAACCUGCACCUGGACCAUAGCCCUCCUUACCUCUCCCAUCAAUACUAAUCCAAACUUCUCUUAAAUGUUGCAUUCGAACCAGCAUCCUCCACUUUCACAAUCAGUUCAUUCUGCACUUGCACCACCCUCUGAAGAAGUUCCCCGUAAGGUUCCUCUUAAAUAUUUCACCUUUCACCCUUAACCUAUGACUUGUAGCCGUAUCCAACCUCGCUGUAAAAUAGUAUAGUCGUCGUUUUGGACAGGGACCUUUCACCGGGACUGGAAAGGGUGAGGAAGAUGCCAGAAUAAAAAGACGGAGAGGGGAAGGAGGACAAGCUAGAAGGCUGAAGAUUUGGAAGGCAGCAGAGAUCACAGAGGAGAACCUACUCAACCUUGCCUUAUGAUUCAGUUCCUCAAGUUCCAACAACUUGUAAAUUUUCGCUGUACUCUCAAUCUUAAUGACGUCUUUCCUGUAGGUAGGUGACCAGAAUUUCACACAAUGCUCUAAAUUCAGUCUCCCUGAUGUCAGAGUCAGCAUUUUUUUCACGUUUAAUUUUUUAGUUGAUGGCCUAUCAUCAGAUCUGCUGCAAAAUCAUUGAGUAUAAAUAUUAGCAGUUUCUCUCUGCAAAGUGGCUGCACAACUUGCAAGGUAUUUCCAGCAUUUUCUGUUUCUAUUUCAUAUUUCCCCUGGAAUAAAUGAGCAGGUCUCAGAAAUCAGUACAACUUUGUAAAAGUCCUUACUUUGCAGAACUUGGAUCUUACUUUUCAACGUGGCAGAACGGUUCCCUGUUUGUGAACACAUUUUCUCUUUCCCCUUUUUAAAAUCCAGUGUUUUUUUUGUUUGAAGAAAGAUUUUUAUAAUGUUUGUGCUUUCUGGUCUAGUAAAGAUCUUCACUUGAACAUUAUUGGGCUCCAUG